This is a messenger RNA of Chenopodium quinoa (quinoa), 1455 nucleotides long. Its product is annotated as COP9 signalosome complex subunit 7-like. The coding region runs from base 180 to 920 and encodes 246 amino acids. NCBI's taxonomy places the organism in Eukaryota, Viridiplantae, Streptophyta, Magnoliopsida, Caryophyllales, Amaranthaceae. The transcript is spliced from 9 exons. The record is from RefSeq and is a predicted model, not a curated record. Gene Ontology annotation, cellular component: COP9 signalosome.
CUAGAACACUUAUUCGAACUUCUAAACCCAAAAAAUAAAAAAUCAUACAAAAACUUUUUUUUUUCCCCUCUCUCACCACCUUAAUCUCAUCAUCAAUUUCUGAAACCCUAGAUUAUUAUCACUUGUAAUCAUCACAAUUCAAUUGCAGAAAACUCCCAAUUUCUUAAAUUUCAUCAACAAUGGAUAUCGAGCAGAGACAAGCAGAAUUAAUCGAACACUUCGUAAAGCAAGCGUCGGCAAAUAAGGGUUCUUCCCUCGUUCCAAUCAUCGUCGAAGCUACUUCCAACCCUUUGCUCUUCGCAUUCUCCGAAAUUCUUGCUGUUCCCAAUGUCGCCGAGCUCCAAGGAACCGAACACUCUGAGUACCUUAAUCUUCUCCGUUUGUUUGCUCAAGGAACUUGGAGUGAUUAUAAAAGCAGUGCCGUAUCUCUACCUCCGCUGGCUGCUGACCAAAUACUCAAGUUAAAGCAACUCACUGUGCUUACAUUGGCUGAGACAAGCAAGGUAUUACCAUAUGAUCAUUUGAUGGAGGAGCUAGAUGUUACAAAUGUGCGUGAACUGGAAGAUUUUCUUAUCAAUGAGUGCAUGUAUUCGGGCAUUGUUAGGGGAAAGCUGGAUCAAUACCGAAGAUGUUUUGAGGUAGUGUUUGCUGCUGGAAGGGAUCUUAGACCAGGGCAAUUGGGCAGUAUGAUACAGACAUUGACUAACUGGCUGGCAACUUCAGACAACUUACUUUUGACAAUUCAAGAGAAGAUUAAAUGGGCUGAUACCAUGAGCGAGGUGGACGAGAAACAUAAAAAAGAAGUUGAAGAGAGAGUGGAGGAAGUAAAGAAGACCGUUUCCAUGAAGCUACACACUGUAAGCAGGCCGACUUGGACUUCCGAGGGCACGAGGAGAUCUACGCUGAACCUGGCGGAGUGAUGGACUUCGAGGAAGAUAGAAUCCGACCUAAGAGGAGGCGGCAUCCACUACAUUGAACAGUGGGAGAUAGAGUGUUUAUGAGGUGACUGCUGGUUUGGACAGUGGCAAACUGCACAGAUUUCUGCUUUUGGAGAUAAUACACCUUUACUUUUGGACCAUUGUCGCUGAUCUUUGACCUUUUGCAAAGUUGGCAACUAUACAAGCCCCCUGAAUCCAUGUUAAUAAUUUUCAUUAGAGUAGGUGGUCUAUUUUGGUGUUGAAGGGUUGUGUUUUUCAUGGGUGGAUCUUGGGAUUGUAAUAGUUACAAUAUAUUUUCGAGGUUUAGUCAAGAGUCGUAGUUACUAUAAUGUUCUUAAUUGAUCUAUGGCUAUUACGUGAAAAUUUUGGUGCUUUUAUAGCAAGAUGAAGUGAAUUUGGUGCAGUAGAUUUCAUCGUCCAUUGAUAUCUGUCUUCUGGUUUGCCUUUUUUGUCAUUAUGUAUUCAACAUACAUGUUUCGUUUUGUGAAAUCGGGAUUUUUUUUGGUUUGGCUUGCAA